UGAUAGCAACAGGCUGCGACUACCGCGUGACAUGCACCCCUUUCUACUUCGACAGAUAUUACUUCCUGGUCGUAUUGACUCGGGGCUCACCAUACGCAAUAGACAAAACACGGGCUGUGUACUCGCGGGCAGAUGACCACGGAGUACGCUGAUCACUGUGUCGGAUUAACGAGACUGAUUAAUGAGUGACUUCGGUAAUUCGUUGCAAAUUAGGUGUGUCGGAGUCUGAGUGCGAGACUGUCGGAAUAACGGGUCAAGAUGGCACUGAUCCACUCGGUUCCCGACAGUCGUGGCGGAUAAACCCGAUUGUCGGAUUGACGAGUGUCGGAUUAACGAGACUUGACUAACUGACGACAACUGUAAAGUCAGGGUGCAGUGGCUGGCUGAACAAUUGGGAGUGUGUGUCAAAGAGAGUAGAACUAGCCACUGACAGAAGACAACGUAGAACAAUGGACUCUUCAGGUGACACAAAUAAGGAAGAGAGACCUGAACCCCUGACACGAUCCACGACUGAAGGGAGAUAUAAUGAGGAUGAUCCUGCGGAUGAGCACCCGCAUCAAGGAGUGAUCCGGCCUCCAUGUCCUGGUACUGGAGAAACAGGUGCUCAACUGCAGGGAACACAGCCGUCAACAUUGAGACGAGUUAUACAAUUUGUGCUACCAGCUGUCCUCUGUGGAGCUCACAGUGUCCUUACAGAUGCCUUGCCACCUUUUAUACCACAUGUCAAUGUCACAGAAAACUGUAUCUCUAAUGACCAGCACCGUAGGCCUGAUGAAAGUCAUAAAGUGGACAGAACAACAGAUACCCUGACUGGUGAAAGUGAUGCCAUGGACAGAACAUCAGACAACCUGACUGUUGAAAGUGAUACCAUGGACAGAACAACAGACAGCCUUACUGGUGAAAGUGAUACCAUGGACAGAACAACGGAUACCCUGACUGGUGAAAGUGAUACCAUGGACAGAACAACAGAUACCCUGACUGGUGAAAGUGAUGCCAUGGACAGAACAACAGACAACCUGACUGUUGAAAGUGAUACCAUGGACAGAACAACAGACAGCCUGACUGGUGAAAGUGAUACCAUGGACAUAACAACAGAUACCCUGACUGGUGAAAGUGAUACCAUGGACAGAACAACAGAUACCCUGACUGGGGAAAGUGAUAACCUGGACACAACAACAGACAACCUGACUGGUGAAAGUGAUACCAUGGACAGAACAACAGAGAACCUGACUGGUGAAAGUGAUACCAUGGACAGAACAACAGAUAACUUGACUGGUGAAAGUGAUACCAUUGACAGAACAACAGACAACCUGACUGGUGAAAGUGAUACCAUGGACAGAACAACAGACAACCUGACUGGUGAAAGUGAUAACCUGGAGAGAAUAUCAAACAACCUGACUGGUGAAAGUGAUACCAUUGACAGAACAACAGACAACCUGCAUGGUGAAAGUGAUACCAUGGACAGAACAUCAGACAACCUGACUGGUGAAAGUGAUAACCUGGACAGAACAUCAGAUAACCUGACUGGUGAAAGUGAUACCAUGGACAGAACAUCAGAUAACCUGACUGGUGAAAGUGAUACCAUGGACAGAACAUCAGACAACCUGACUGGUGAAAGUGAUACCAUGGACAGAACAACAGAUACCCUGACUGGUGAAAGUGAUACCAUAGACAGAACAACAGACAACCUGACUGGUGAAAGUGAUACCAUGGACAGAACAACAGAUAACCUGACUGGUGAAAGUUAUAACCUGGACACAACAACAGACAGCCUGACUGGUGAAAGUGAUACCAUGGACAGAACAUCAGACAGCCUGACUGGUGAAAGUGAUACCAUGGACAGAACAACAGACAACCUGCAUUGUGAAAGUGAUACCAUGGACAGAACAACAGACAACCUGACUGGUGAAAGUGAUACCAUAGGCAGAACAACAGACAGCCUGACUGGUGAAAGUGAUACCAUGGACAGAACAUCAGAUAACCUGCAUGGUGAAAGUGAUACCAUGGACAGAAUAUCAGACAACCUGACUGGUGAAAGUGAUAACCUGGACAGGUCAACAGACAGCCUGACUGGUGAAAGUGAUACCAUAGACAGAACAACAGACAACCUGACUGGUGAAAGUGAUACCAUGGACAGAACAACAGACAACCUGACUGGUGAAAGUGAUACCAUAGACAGAACAACAGACAGCCUGACUGGUGAAAGUGAUACCAUGGACAGAACAACAGACAACCUGACUGGUGAAAGUGAUACCAUGGACAGAAUAUCAGACAACCUGACUAGUGAAAGUGAUACUAUGGACAGAAUAUCAGACAACCUGACUGGUGAAAGUGAUAACCUGGACAGGUCAACAGACAGCCUGACUUGCGGAACUGAUACCAUGGACAGAACAACAGACAACCUGACUGGUGAAAGUGAUACCAUGGACAGAAUAUCAGACAACCUAACUGGUGAAAGUGAUAACCUGGACAGGUCAACAGACAGCCUGACUGGUGGAACUGAUAACUUGAACAGAGGAAUGGUUAAAUUAGCCGAGAUCGAGAGAAGAGAUCACACUGUCCGUAGUGCAAAUCUGUCUUCUGACGAUCAAGCCUCUUCCCGCCAAGCAGUCAUUGAAAUUGGAGAAAAUAGUUAUAGAGACACUGGGUCUUCUGCUUUAAAGGUCAUACAACCAAAUCAACAGCCCAGAGAACGAUGUCUCACUAAUACCAAUCUUCCAAUAUCAAACACGUUAGCAAACUCACAGGUGCCGUCUCUCCAUGCUUCAAGGAAACAUGUUCCAGGUUUUCAGACAUCACCUAUCACUGAAACAAAGGAGGGAGCUUCACUGACGACUGAAGGCCUUUCAUUCAUAAAAGCUCCAUCAUCUAGCCAAACAACACCAGAGAAAAAACCGAGGCGUCAGCCUGUGCCAUCAGAAAAUCAGGAAGCAAUAGGUCAACGUUUUAAGAACAUCUGUGAAACAACACAGGCAAUGAUAGGACAGCAUGACACAGUGUAUGUAUCAACGUAUGGCGAGAGGAUGGCCUUAAAACAUCUACAGCAGCGUGGUGCCAUAUUUAUGAAAGGACGACCUGGCUCUGGGAAAUCUAGAUUAGGGUUAAAACUUCUUGCUGACGUCUCAAGGCUAACAGACAGGAAACCCGUAGUGUUGACAUCGGCAGAACAGUGGAGAGAUAUCCCUCAGAAACAAAAUGAUGAAGAAUCUGGAAAACCAGCGAAUAGGUAUGUUGUCAUGAUAGAUGACAUUUUCGGAUCAACGAAUUUUGUUGAGUCUCGCUUUGAUGAAUGGACUGGAGUGUUUGAUGUCAUGCAUCCUUCUGUUGAAUCUGGCCAUGUAAUGCUGGUGCUUGCAUCUCGGCCAGACAUUAGUCACCAAUGUCAGGCCCGACUGAACAAAUACAAACUCACUCGUCAUAUGUUCUAUCUUACCUUAGAUGAAGAUGAGUUGACACUCCGACCUAGGGAAAAGAUGAUGUUGCUGAAAAGCAUUUGUGAAACAAAAGUGAAGUUUACUAAACAUGAGAUAAAUGAAAUAGUACAGUUAAAGACAACACUUGGAUUCCCUCAAUGUUGUCGAUAUUUCGCAGGAAGUAAGGAAGCCCAGGCUCAAAGGGUCAGAUUCUUCCAAAAACCAAACGAAUAUGUGCUGGAGGAAGUACGCUGCUUGCAAGAAAGUGAUGGGCUUGGCUAUCUUGUUCUAUUGAUUGUGUUGUUUGGCAAAGGAUAUCUUGAUACCAAGAAUCUUCAACCUCACAAAAGUCCACAAGAGUUUAAAAAAAUGUUAGAUGACUUGACAAAGUUAUGCUCAAAGAUUCCUAACAAUCGAAGUCUGUAUGAGAUCAAACAGAAGGCUGAUUCACUUUGUGGUUCAUACCUUUGGCACACUGAAAAGGGAUAUGUUUUCCAGCACCAGUCAAUAUUCGACGCAGUUUUCAUAAACAUAUCACAAGUGUAUCCUGACAUUUACAUUCAUUUGUGUCCCGCUAACAUACUUGUAGAAUUUGUCAGAACAUCAGAAAGGGAGAGUGAGAAUAGAAGAAAACCUAGUGUUCUUGAAUGAGGACCAUUAUGAAGCAUUUGCCGAUCGAAUAAUUCAAUUGAUGGUCAGUGAAGAAGUGGUCACCAUUUUGAAACACCCAUCUCUUCGAAAUGAAACAUUUGUAAAUCACGUAGUAGAUAGAUGGUUUUCACAACAAAAUGUUGGGGAUAUAGUUUCUCAUAAAUUUGAAAAGUCAAGGGA
This is a messenger RNA of Haliotis rufescens (red abalone), 4244 nucleotides long. RefSeq names its product serine-rich adhesin for platelets-like. Bases 450 to 4064 code for a protein of 1204 amino acids. Lineage: Eukaryota; Metazoa; Mollusca; Gastropoda; Lepetellida; Haliotidae. The transcript is spliced from 4 exons. The record is from RefSeq and is a predicted model, not a curated record.